Messenger RNA from Leptinotarsa decemlineata (Colorado potato beetle), 614 nucleotides. RefSeq lists its product as uncharacterized. The record is from RefSeq and is a predicted model, not a curated record. Lineage: Eukaryota; Metazoa; Arthropoda; Insecta; Coleoptera; Chrysomelidae.
CGGCGCCCACUCUUGAAUCCGACGCGGCGCUAAGCAGUUCUCGCGAUUCCUGCUGCGAUGCACGUGAAUCAGUCGACAUUCACUUGUUGGUGGCGACGGACAGUAUCUGUGAACUGUUGUUGAAAAUUUCCGAAGAUCACCUCCAGAAAUAACAUCGUGACCGGUUGUGUUAUCGUGAGAUCGUACGUGUUGUAGAUUAUCUUCAGAAAAAUAAUGGGCCAGUGACACUGAUUUCACCGUCAGAAAUGGAAGCGGAGGUUAACCCGAUCGCUACACCUUACGUAGAUGUUAACAAAUUUCAAGGGGAUGAGGGCGCAGCGUACGAUGUCGAUGUUGGAGGCGGCGUGGUGCUGCAACAGCAGUGGGUGACGUUGACAGCUAGCAUGUGGCCCGAGCCUACGGCAGCCUCAACCAGAGGCUGGAGAAUCUCUUCCGAGCGCCUGCCCGUCUUGGCCGCCGUCUUCUGCGGGGCCGCCCUGGUCGUCUGUCUGCUGUGCGCCUUCUUCCUCUACCGGUGCUGUGUCAUGCCGCGAAGGGAGAAACAUUACUGUGAGUAUUACACUUUUUCUAAUAUACACACAAAACGAAAAUCCACCAAGGUAGGACAAGGAUAA